AUGUUGUUCAUCCUUUUGUAUUCAACUAAACCAGAUGUGCAAGCUACACCUACUACUAUUGCGACCACGAUUGCAACAACGUCUACAGUAGUAACGUCUGAUGAAGGAAUACCGACAACCACACCGGAAGAAACAAAGACAACUUCUUCGAUGGAGGAAAUAUUCCCAACUAUGUUUCUGAUAGAUGAAGAUGACAUAUCAUCUACGCCAGAUGAGGAGGGUACAACAUCUGCAGCAACAGAUGGAGAGGAUAUUGCAUCGACUCCUUUCCUAGUUUCAACACCUGCUACAGAGCAGGAAAAGACAUCCGCCGUAUAUCAAGAAGGUACCACCGCUUCCCCAGAGAUGACAACUUCAGCGCCAAGUGUAGAAGGAACAACGGCUAAACCAGAAGGAACUAUGACAAGGUCAACUGUGGAAGGAGAUGGAACAGUUUCUGAACCAGAUCAUCGGAUAACAACCUCUGCUCUGAAUCUACAACAAACAACAACUAGUCCGUUUCAUGGAGGAUCAACUUCUAUCACCAACGAAGAAAGUACCACUAAGGAGGCAGAACAGGAAAUGACCACUCUUUCACCAAUCCAAGAAAGUACAGCAUCCGCCGUGGACCUACAAACGACGACAUCUGCACCUGAACACGAAAGGCCUACCUCUAAACCAGAGGUGGAAGGAACAAAUACAGGUAAAGAGGAAACAACACCUUCACCUGGCCAAGAGGCAAAGACCUCUGAACUGGACCCAGUAGCAAAAGACCCAGAAAAAGAAACUUCCCUUCCUAACAAAGAAGCAACAACCACUUUACCUGAAAAAGGA
Molecule: messenger RNA, 813 nt
Organism: Pocillopora damicornis (cauliflower coral)
Lineage: Eukaryota; Metazoa; Cnidaria; Anthozoa; Scleractinia; Pocilloporidae
Molecular function (GO): protein binding
Source: RefSeq, a predicted model, not a curated record